UUUUCGGGGUUUUCUCUCUCAUCGUCUUUAAUCUCUCUCUUUCUCCUCUGAGUUUCUCUCUCUCUCUCCUUUUUCUCUGCUGUGCGCCUUGUGUUUGUAGGAUUCCCAUUCCCACCUAUUUUCCGAGACACAAAGCACUCAAAGAGAGAAAGAGAAGACCCAACAAAGACAAAAGAGAAACCCAAAUACUAAAAACCAACAAAAAGAGCAAACACCCCCAUUGCUCUGCCGCAAAUGCUCAUCGGAUUUCGUUUUCCGGCGAGUAAGCAACCCUUAUAAUGCUGCCGGACUGACCCAGAAGCGGGAAGAGAGAGUUCAGAGUUGUUUGCUGUGCUGUGAGAGUGCUGUCACUGUUUGGGUUUUUGUGGAUUGUGGGUGUGUAUAUAUGUAAGACAAAAAUGCGCGAAGCACUGCUAUGUGAAUCGCCGAGCAACGUCGUUUCCCACCCCAAGAAGAAGAGGUCGGAGGAGGAGAAAGGGGACAGGGAGCUGUCGACGCAGUUGGUUGUAGCACCGGCGGCGGUGGCUACAAUCGGCCUGAGCCGAUCUCAGGCGACGACGCGGCGAGUAACGCCGACGACGACGACGACCCUCGCGACUUUCCCCACCACAACGUCGUCCAGCGUCGAGAGGCAUCUACCGAAUGGGGAUCUCUACAUCGGGAGCUUCUCCGGGUCGUUCCCGCACGGAUCCGGCAAGUACCUCUGGACGGACGGGUGCAUGUACGAAGGCGAGUGGCGACGUGGCAAGGCGUCGGGGAAAGGCAAGUUCUCGUGGCCGUCGGGCGCAACGUACGAGGGCGAGUUCAAGUCGGGUCGGAUGGAGGGGUGCGGGACGUUCACCGGAUCCGACGGGGAUACAUAUCGGGGCUCCUGGUCGUCGGAUCGGAAACACGGGUUGGGGGAGAAGCGGUACGCGAACGGCGAUUUCUACGAGGGUUCGUGGAAGCGAAACGUCCAGGACGGGCAAGGGCGGUACGUGUGGGAGAACGGCAAUGAGUACGUCGGCGAGUGGCGAAAUGGCGUCAUUUCGGGUCGGGGCGUUUUGAUUUGGGCCAACGGGAACAAAUACGACGGCCAGUGGGAAAACGGCGUUCCCAAAGGUAACGGAAUAUUCACCUGGCCCGACGGCAGUUGUUAUGUUGGGACAUGGAACAAGGACUUGAGGUAUCAGCUUAACGGGACUUUCUAUCCGGCGAACGGCAGAAAGGAGCAGAGCUUGACCGACAUUGGGGCUUUCGGAGCGGAGAAUCUGACCAUUACGAUGCGAAAACGCAGCGUUUCGUCGGUGGAUGGGGCGAGAGGGAGCUUGGCGGAGAGGACUUUCCCCAGGAUUUGUAUCUGGGAGUCGGAUGGGGAAGCCGGGGAUAUCACAUGCGAUAUCAUCGACAACAUGGAGGCUUCGAUGUUCUAUCGAAACGGCACCGCAUUCGAUCGAGAUGGGUUCGCGAAGUUCCGGCGGAGUCCUUGUUGUUUCUCCGGCGAGCCCAAGAAGCCCGGCCAGACGAUUUCCAAAGGGCAUAAGAAUUACGAUUUGAUGCUCAAUCUUCAGCUGGGCAUUAGGUACUCAAUUGGGAAGCAUGCUUCGAUUGUGAGGGACCUUAAGCCGAGUGAUUUCGAUCCAAAGGAGAAGUUCUGGACCAGGUUUCCACCCGAAGGAUCGAACAAAACGCCACCCCAUCAGUCGUUUGAGUUCCGGUGGAAGGACUAUUGUCCCAUGGUGUUCAGACGUUUGAGGGAGCUAUUCCAAGUAGAUCCAGCCGAUUAUAUGCUGGCUAUCUGCGGAAAUGACGCGCUUAGGGAGCUUUCUUCUCCAGGGAAGAGCGGAAGCUUCUUUUACCUGACUCAGGACGAUAGAUUUAUGAUUAAGACUGUCAAGAAAUCGGAAGUCAAGGUGCUUAUCAGGAUGCUUCCAAGUUACUACAGACAUAUGUCUCGGUAUGAAAAUUCUCUGGUGACAAAAUUCUAUGGCGUGCAUUGUGUCAAACCUGUCGGUGGCCAGAAGACAAGGUUUAUCGUGAUGGGCAAUUUGUUCUGCUCAGAGUACAGAAUACAUAGACGAUUUGACCUUAAAGGAUCCUCCCAUGGUCGAACAACUGAUAAACCUGAGGGGGAGAUUGAUGAAAUCACAACUCUCAAGGAUCUUGACCUUAACUUUGUGUUUCGCCUCCAAGGAAAAUGGUACCAUGAGCUUAUGAAGCAAAUUGAUCUGGAUUGUGAAUUUCUGGAAGCAGAGAGAAUCAUGGAUUACAGUCUUUUGGUUGGACUUCAUUUCUACGAUGGUACGACAUAUGACAAAAUGGGGCUUUCACCAUUUUAUUUGCGCUCUGGACAAAAGGAUUCAUAUCAAAAUGAGAAGUUUAUGCGUGGGUGUCGAUUUAUUGAGGCUGAGCUACAAGACAUGGAUCGAGUUUUGUCUGGCCGGAAACCAUUGAUCUGUUUAGGAGCCAAUAUGCCUGCAAGGGCAGAGCAGAUGGCUCGAAGGAGUGACUUCGAUCAGUACACCCCUGGUGGGUUCAGCCAUUUGACCCCUUCACGCAGCGGUGAAAUCUACGACGUAGUCCUUUACUUUGGGGUCAUCGACAUUUUACAAGACUACGAUAUCAGCAAGAAGUUAGAGCAUGCAUAUAAAUCAUUGCAAGCCGACCCAACUUCGAUCUCAGCUGUUGAUCCGAAGCAUUACUCAAAAAGGUUCAGGGAUUUCAUCGGAAGAAUUUUCGUAGAAGACAGGUAGUCUCAAUGGAAAACGCCGAGUGCAAAACCAAUAGAAUUGGAUUGGAUUAAAAAGAUUCAACACUUGAUCCUCUUCCGAGGACAGAACAGAAUCUCAAGCAGCUCCAGUGGGUUGAUGGAGUAACAAGACUUGGUUAAUUCACAGACGGCACAACUGGAACCGCAACCGCGGGUCGGCGGAGUAUGGCUGAAUUUUGAAGACAGCCAAAGGUGUUGGAUGUUCGGGGGAUUUGGGUGCUUUGUACAUUCAAGGGAGAUAGGGAGAGGUUUGGGUUCUGAUGUCUUUUUCUUUAUUUAUUUUUAAAAUUUUCUCCUUUUAGGUGAAAUUUUUGUGGUAAUCAAGGAAUGUGAAGAUUUGAAAGAUAGGUCUAGGGAACAGAGCAAAAUAUGGGUUGCUUCCCAGUCAGAAAAUUCAAAAAAAUGGGUGGAGAGAGAGAGAGAGAGUUGGAAAUUGAAUAACAAAAAGUGUACAGAGGAGAGGAGGGUUUAUAGAGAAACAGAAAAGAAAAAAAAAUGGAGAUAGUUUAAUGGAUUUUUCUGUGAUUUUGAAGACGAAUGUUUGAAUCAUCUGAUGAUCCCAAAGUAGGCCCCAUGGAAUCUCUCUCUUAUAUCUUUUGUUCUUUUAUGGCUUAUUUUCUGCAUUAGUCUUAAAACUUGACAUUGGUCUCAUUUCCUUUUUUGAAAUUAAAAUUCGUCACUUUAUACUCUGAAACUUAAUAUUUACGUGAAACAAAUAUUAAUUUUGGAAUGUAAAAUAACGAAAUUUGAGUUCUAGAAAAAAAUGAGAUUGAUGUUAAGUUACAAGG
Molecule: messenger RNA, 3537 nt
Organism: Malus domestica (apple)
Lineage: Eukaryota; Viridiplantae; Streptophyta; Magnoliopsida; Rosales; Rosaceae
Product: phosphatidylinositol 4-phosphate 5-kinase 1-like
Biological process (GO): phosphatidylinositol phosphate biosynthetic process
Cellular component (GO): plasma membrane
Molecular function (GO): 1-phosphatidylinositol-4-phosphate 5-kinase activity; ATP binding
Source: RefSeq, a predicted model, not a curated record